ACAUCACCAGUCUUGAGUGUACGGCAGUUUUAUCUAAAUGGCAAUAAUAUAAUCAUUUUUUCGGACUUAUGCCAAGUGGUUUUAAAGACUUGGGGGUCAUACAACAAUUUAUAUAACUUGUUGAAAAAACAUGGAAUUGGGACAUGCCGAUUUGAUCACUUCCAGCUUAGGUGGCUGAAGAAUUCUGGAUUUGUUAAUCUCCAAGUUAAAAAUUGUUCAUUUAUUAUCCAGAAAGAUUUCUAUCAAAUUCUUCACAAAUAUGAUGAGGAGAACAACACUGAUCGUGCAAAAAGAAUUCAGCUUUCAAGUCCAAUUACAAUGAAUAAUCUUACCAAUACAAACCCACAGUCUCAGGGUGGGAAAAAGUAUGGUAACAAUGAUAUUUUGGCUGUUGGUAGAAAGACCUCAAGUCAAAGCUCUGGAUCUUCAGUUCAUAACACAUACACAUAUUUUUCUACUGAUGGAGAUCAAGAUUUUGUAACCUUGUCUGAAGCUUAUAGAUUAUUUGAAACCAAGUUCAGAAGGCCAGACCUUUUAAACCUAGUGUUACACAAUCUAAAGAUAGAUGUAUGUAAGUUAACAGCAAAUGAAAUGGCAAGAGUUGAUACUAAUGCUGGAGUCAUCUGUAAUGAUGACACUUUAAGAGAACUCUAUAUAACUAGAGAAGAUUUUGAGCAAGUCUUACAAUACCCCUCAGCUUUGCUUGAUACAAGUCCAACCACUGUUUCAUCUGGUCAUUUGGAGGCAUUAAGUACUUCUAUGGCCAAGAAAGGGAACAACACAGAAGCACACAACUCAGCUGGAUUAGUUUCUAAUUCCUCUUCAACAACCUCUGAAACACCUGUGUUAUCUGACACUGGAAACUUCUUAGAAUCAGGAAUAGCAAAGGAAAGCAGCAGUGCCACUAGCUGUGUAAUUAGAACUUGCCUGGUGGGGGGUGAAGUUGUUGUGUGUGUUCCUGAUCUGCGCAAAGUCGUUAUUGAUCUGUAUGGUCAAAGCGUCCAAGUUGGCAGCUUAAUGCAUCGGCUUGGAAUUCCAACACACCGUUUCUCAAGCAUGAUCUUGAAGCAUCUCAAAGGUCACAACAUCUUGAGUUCAAGAGCAACCCUUUGUACUUACAUCACAAAGGCAGAUGCUGAAAGACUGCUCAAGAUGUACCACAUGUGUAAUCGUUCCGAGAACCAAAGCGAAGAUCCUCCAAGAAUUGAGUGGAGUGAGCCGAUCAUUCUUGCAAAUGACUUCAAUGCAACCCGUGGAGACCACCUAGCAUCACCACAGAAGCAGCAGUGUGUUCAAGCUGAAUUAAAGGUUCCCUUGUUUAUCAUAAACCAGCAAGUGGUUGUUGCUAUGCCAGAUGUUCAUAGAGCUGUUCAAUUGCUGAAUGGUAACAGUGUGCAGUUACGUUACAAUCUUGACAAGCUAGGAAUCAUCAAACACAAAUACUCCUACUCUGAUGUACUUCAUCUGAAAGUUUUAGGUCACAUUAACAGGCCAAGUGUGUGCACAUACAUCACUAGAGCAGACUUUGAUGUCCUUCUACAGUUUUACACAACUUCUGCGAAUGAAUACAAAUUGAAGUUAAUUGAAUUACAGGAGCCAGUAGUGGUAGAGAGAAUGGAGAGCAAUAAUUAUUCUGACAGCACUUUUAGUUCUGGGGCUGGUGAAGAAGUUGAAGAUGAGGAUGAAACUAAUAAGGAUCAGGUUGAUGAAUAUUCCAUAUCUGAUCUUUACAAAGUAUUUGUGGGUGAUGACCUAGAUUCCACUCAGAGCAGCCAAAAUAAUACUGAUGAUAAUCUACAAGAGCAAAUUUCUCAGUGCAAGUCACUACCAACAAGUGUCAGCAUCUUGCCUUCUUCACAACUCAAUAUUGUUAAUCCUGACUCGGAUAAUGAAGCUGUCAGUGAUGAAUGCCAAGAAAGUACAACGACUUACAAAAUAGUUUCCCCAAGUCUUUCAGAUGCUGGCUCAUUUUCCAUAUCAGAGCUGGUCACUCAUCCCAGUACAACUGUUUCAAGCCAUGUAUCUUCUGUGUCACCUCAGCCUAGUGGGACACCUGAUGGAGGUCAUGUCUGUGUCAAAGCAGUGGAAGGUGAAGAACACAGCAAAAAUAUUAGCCCUCCAGCGACAAGUGUCUUUCUUGUUGGGAUCAGACCCACUGUUGAAAGUCCAAAGGUUGUGUCCAAGGAGACCCAUACUGUUACUGGAACCCAUGUUGUUCAUCCUUCACCUUCUCUUGGCACAAUUCUUCCCGCUUCCGGUUUGCGUGAUGCACACUUCGGUGUCAUCACAGAGCGUGUUCCAUCCAUUCCAACAGAUUAUAACAUCCAUUCAACAUGUGCCACAACUUCUAGCAGAUAUGGGGUGAUGCCUUCAGUUGGUUUGAGUCCUACAAGCUGUGGUAAGAUAUUAGUCUGUGUGUAAUCUUGACUUGGUUGUUUGAUAUCAUUCUUGAUCCUUAAAAUCUACUUCUUUGGUAAACACCCAGGGAAACAACAAUAUACAUUAGGCAAGAGCCUAGUCUCCUACACAGCCAUUUGUUGUGUUGUCACGCAACACCCCUCCCCAAGAAUCAUUCCAAGAGGCAUUGGGUGACAAUAAAAAAAGGCUGCUUGGGAGACUAGCAAGAGCCAAGUGAGGUUCCACUUAAGCAAACUAGCAAUCAGCUCUAUAUCAUGAUCAGUGUGCAAGCACUGAACUAAACCUGCAUGCCCUUACUCCUUUAAGAGAGUUAAUGCACAUUUAUGAAAUACCAGAAAGCCAAAAUUGGUCAUGAAUGGACGGUAUUCAUGCUGCUUCUUUGAACAAGUGCCUUGCAAUUUGCCAGUCAUAAGUGGAAACAACAAGGUAGACAAGCACCAAUUCAUUUUUGUAUCAUAGGUUAUUGAUCAUGUCAAAAUAAUUUCCUUUUUAUGGAAUCAGUGAUUUUACUGCCCAAGCAGACCUACCAUAGGAGAAAAUGUUACAAGCUUGGGUGUAAGCAUCUAAUUUUUCCUGAAAAAUAUUAACACCUUGUCAUCAGAGGUAGUGAGGGAAAAGGAAGUUAUUAUUUUUCCAAUGACUUUUUUUAACAGGUCACUGUCAUCAAAGCAGCAAAAGACCAACUGAAGAUUUAGUGAGUCAUCCAAGAGUGUUUGAACAACCAGCCAAAAAAUGUAGAGGUAUAUUUUGCGUGGGUUGUUUUCAUUGUUAACAUAUUUAAAAUCAAUGUGUUGGGCCUAUUAGCCCCUGAUAUGUACCCUGCAGACUGGAUACAAUACAUUAUUAUUUUGAUCUUCACAAGUCUCUGAUUUCCUUUAUUUCAGUGAGUCAUGAAGAUUUAUUAAAGACCCUUCAGCGUAAAGAAACUGAAAUGAAAAUUUUACAUGGUGAGAGAAGUAGUUUUCAUGAAUUGCUGCUACAGUUGAUCCUUCAUUAAGCUCCUUUUAUGAAGUGCAUGGCCACCCUCUAUUAAUGAGUGGACAGUAAUAAUAUUGUCACAAAGACUAAAUCAUUGUAAAUGAAACCUCUAUUGAGUGGCCACUUCCAUCAAGUGCCCGUGCCACAUUUUGGCCAUCCUGACAAGAGUUCUCUUGUCACCUCUAACAAGGGGCCAACCAUUUGACUUUUGAAGCGGGGGGGGGGGGGUCAUGGUAUGGGCGAUUUCAGAAAAAAAUAUCCUGUAGACUGAUUGCAAGUCUUGCAGGGAAAUAGCUGGGGAAAAAUUAUCUUGCACUGAAAAAAUAUCCCUCAUAGCAUAUAGCAACAGGGUUUGUACAUAUCUUUGGAUCCAAAAUUCAAGACUUUUCCAUACUUUCUUCCAAAACAACAAUUUCUUUUUCCAGACUCAAGGUUAUCAAUAGAGACCUUAAAAAAUGCCGGAACAAAGCUUUUUUCAUGAUGCACUGCAAACAGCCAAGAUUGAAUAAGAUAUCCAAAACUAAAAAAAUAUCACUUCUAAAGCACUUGUUGUAGCUUUGAAAAGUUAGUGCUGUAACAGUGGUGAUGAUAGUGAUAAUGCUGGUGAUGAUGACAGUUCAGUUCAGUUUAUUCACACCUGUAUAUAAUAUUGACACUGUAUAUAGUAACAAGGAAUAAAAAAAAACAAAUAAGAGAAAAAAAGAAAAGAAAGACAUUAAUGGCUUUGGUAGAAGUGUAUGGUGGUCAGAGGAGCUUAGCUUUCGAGCUAGCCACUGCUGACAACUAUGGUAACAGUCAUAGUAACAGUGGUGAUGAUAGUGUUGAAAAUGAAGUGAUGUUAAUGAUUAUUGCAAUGAAAAAAUUGAGGAUGGUGUUGUUGAGGAUGAAAUCUGUCUUAAAUUAACAUGGAGUCACAUGUUGAAAAAAAAACUUUGUAUUGACUUGCAUUUAGAUGCAUAUCAAGGGCAAAUAAAACAGGAAAGAGAAAACAGACUGGCGAUGCAACAAGAGUUGGACCGGUUAAAGGGUAUGUUACUUAUUAUCUUACACUCUUGUCAUGGGCAUUCAAGCCUUAAAUGACAAAGGUACCCUCCUUUUCAUUGUAUCAGGACGAAUAUUGAGAAGCUUCAGCACCUGAGUAUCAGAAACUACUGUUCUGAGCCUUCUUUUUGAGUGGUGGUGAGCUUUCAGGUCUUAAUCCACUACAUACACUAGCUUGAUGAAUUUAUGUAAUCACAAUAUUGUUGUAAUUUGAAUUAUUGUCUUAUCUUUGCACAUAACUCCAAAAAGGAACGAGAUAUAUGGGUGUGGCCAUAUAUGUGUGGCACCUAGUUUAUUUGCUUUGGUUGGGGGUGGGGGUAAUUUGGUUGGUACCAUCCGUCACAUUUUACCCUUCAAUUGCACACCUGAUCAUUCUUCCCAUGCCAAUAGUAGAGCAUUUAACUGCUGAAGCUGUCUCUGCAUAAUCACAGUAGUGGUUGUGGUGGAGAGCCAAUUUUAACCCUUUGAAUCCUCAGAUCAAAAUUUGAAUUCUCUUUUUUUGCCCCUCUUAAUUUCCUACAGAAGUAGUUGGGAGAAGUUUUAAUCUCAAGCAAAUUCAUCUUGUGUGAUCACGUCCAUAAUUCUCAUGACCACUCUGUUUUAUAGAGCAUUGAUAUAACAAGGAGAAAUUUGAUGCUGAUCACUCUUAGGACUUAAGGGUUAAGAUUUCAUAAAUAACGUACUUGUGGUGAUCGACAAAUAACUGUCGUAACGCUCAAGGUUUAUGGGAAGGCGCAUUGUUUUGCAGAUUCUAAUACAGCGCUUUUAAAGAACAUCGAAAGAAAAGAGUUGGAAAUGCAGAUUUUGCAUGGUAACCCAUAUUUUCACUAUCUUUCUCCUGAUGAUAGUAAAGCUAUGUUUUCCUUCUAAAACUCAAAGUGUAACUUCCAUCCUAUCUCCUGAUUCUAACCUUGAUUUGCAAGUGUAGGCUUACAAUAACUUGAGUUUCCUGGAAACUUUGUUUCCAUUUCUUGUGGAACACCUGUUUUAAAAACACACAGAAAUAAUCAUGUAAAUUUGCACUACCCAACCCCCCAACUACCCUAACUUGAAUGGGGGCUAACUAGAAAACCAACCAGAAUUUUUCUUCCUAGCUCGCACCUUUCAUUUCCUUUAUUAGUUUCGUACUUAGAUGAAAUAUCAUUAAGAGCUCAAUAAAGAAUUGUCUUAAUUGUUUUGAAUCAAACUAAGUUGAACUCAAAACACUUAAACCAGGAUUUCACUUUGAAGUCCUCUCGUUUCUUUAUCGUCUUGUUACCACCAAUACCAACAAACACUCAUAUCAUCACGCAUGUUUUCAGAUUCAUACAAGCUGCAGAUGGACUCAGAACGAAAGAGGCGCGAGGAGCUAGAGAAUGAAGUAUUUCAUUUAAGAGGUGAAUACAAUGUUCCUAUGACGUGCUACGAAAUGAAAGCAAGACCAAUG
Porites lobata is the source of this 5863-nucleotide messenger RNA. NCBI's taxonomy places the organism in Eukaryota, Metazoa, Cnidaria, Anthozoa, Scleractinia, Poritidae. The record is from the annotation of a GenBank genome assembly.